Molecule: messenger RNA, 5709 nt
Organism: Artibeus jamaicensis (Jamaican fruit-eating bat)
Lineage: Eukaryota; Metazoa; Chordata; Mammalia; Chiroptera; Phyllostomidae
Gene: PPARGC1A
Product: PPARG coactivator 1 alpha
Exons: 13
Coding region: 140-2530 (796 amino acids)
Biological process (GO): positive regulation of transcription by RNA polymerase II
Cellular component (GO): nucleus
Molecular function (GO): RNA binding; transcription factor binding
Source: RefSeq, a predicted model, not a curated record
GUCAUGUGACUGGGGACUGUAGUAAGACAGGUGCCUUCAGUUCACUCUCAGUAAGGGGCUGGUUGCCUGCAUGAGUGUGUGCUCAGUGUCACUGUGGAUUGGAGUUGAAAAAGCUUGACUGGCGUCAUUCAGGAGCUGGAUGGCGUGGGACAUGUGCAACCAGGACUCUGUAUGGAGUGACAUCGAGUGUGCUGCUCUGGUUGGUGAAGACCAGCCUCUUUGCCCAGAUCUUCCUGAACUUGACCUUUCUGAACUAGACGUGAACGACUUGGAUACAGACAGCUUUCUGGGUGGACUCAAGUGGUGCAGUGACCAAUCAGAAAUAAUAUCCAAUCAGUACAACAAUGAGCCUUCAAACAUAUUUGAGAAGAUAGAUGAAGAAAAUGAGGCGAACUUGCUAGCAGUCCUCACAGAGACACUGGACAGCCUCCCUGUGGAUGAAGACGGAUUGCCCUCAUUUGAUGCACUGACAGAUGGAGAUGUGACCACUGAGAAUGAGGCUAGUCCUUCCUCCAUGCCUGACGGCACCCCUCCGCCUCAGGAGGCCGAAGAGCCGUCUCUACUCAAGAAGCUCUUACUGGCACCAGCCAACACUCAGCUAAGUUAUAAUGAAUGCAGUGGUCUCAGUGCCCAGAACCAUGCAAACCAUAAUCACAGGAUCAGAACAAACCCUGCAGUCGUUAAGACCGAGAAUUCAUGGAGCAAUAAAGCGAAGAGCAUUUGUCAACAACAGAAGCCACAGAGACGUCCCUGCUCAGAGCUUCUCAAGUAUCUGACCACAAACGAUGACCCUCCUCACACCAAACCCGCAGAGACCAGGAACAGCAGCAGAGACAAAUGCACCUCCAAAAAGAAGUCCCACACACAACCACAGUCGCAGCAUUUACAAGCCAAACCAACAACUUUAUCGCUUCCUCUGACCCCAGAGUCACCAAAUGACCCCAAGGGUUCCCCAUUUGAGAACAAGACUAUUGAACGAACCUUAAGUGUGGAACUCUCUGGAACUGCAGGCCUAACUCCACCCACGACUCCUCCUCAUAAAGCCAACCAAGACAACCCUUUCAGGGCUUCUCCAAAGCUGAAGUCCUCUUGCAAGACUGUGGUACCUCCGCCAUCAAAGAAGCCCCGGUACAGCGAGUGUCCUGGUACCCAAGGCAACAACUCCACCAAGAAGGGACCUGAGCAGUCUGAGCUGUAUGCACAGCUCAGCAAGACCUCAGUGCUCCCCAGUGGACACGAGGAAAGGAAGGCCAGACGGCCCAGUCUACGGCUGUUUGGUGACCAUGACUAUUGUCAGUCAGUCAAUUCCAAAACGGAAAUACUCAUUAAUCUAUCACAGGAGCUCCAAGACUCUAGACAACUAGAAUAUAAAGAUGCUCCCUCCAGUUGGCAGGGGCAGAUUUGUUCCUCCACAGAUUCAGACAAGUGCUACAUGAGAGAGACUCCAGAGGCGAGCAAGCAAGUCUCUCCCAGUAGCACCAGGAAACAGCUCCAAGACCAGGAAAUCCGAGCCGAGCUGAACAAGCACUUCGGUCACCCCAGUCAAGCUGUUUUUGACGACGAAGCAGACAAGACCAGUGAACUGAGGGACAGUGAUUUCAGUAACGAACAAUUCUCCAAACUACCUAUGUUUAUCAAUUCAGGAUUAGCCAUGGAUGGCCUGUUUGAUGACAGCGAAGAUGAAAGUGAUAAACUGAACUACCCUUGGGACGGCACGCAGUCCUAUUCAUUAUUUGAUGUGUCCCCUUCCUGCUCUUCUUUUAACUCUCCGUGUAGAGAUUCUGUGUCACCACCCAAAUCCUUAUUUUCUCAAAGACCCCAAAGGAUGCGCUCCCGUUCAAGGUCCUUUUCUCGACACAGGUCGUGUUCCCGAUCACCAUAUUCCAGGUCAAGAUCAAGGUCCCCAGGCAGUAGAUCCUCUUCAAGAUCUUGCUACUACUAUGAGUCAAGCCACUGCAGACACCGUGCACACCGAAAUUCUCCCCUGUGCUCAAGAUCACGUUCAAGAUCACCCUACAGCCGUAGGCCCAGGUAUGACAGCUACGAGGAAUAUCAGCACGAAAGGCUGAAGAGGGAAGAAUACCGCAGAGAGUAUGAGAAGCGGGAAUCUGAAAGGGCCAAACAGAGGGAGAGGCAGAGGCAGAAGGCAAUUGAAGAACGCCGUGUGAUUUAUGUUGGCAAAAUCAGGCCUGACACAACACGGACAGAACUGAGGGACCGCUUUGAAGUUUUUGGUGAAAUUGAGGAGUGCACAGUAAAUCUGCGGGAUGAUGGAGACAGCUAUGGUUUCAUUACCUACCGUUAUACCUGUGAUGCUUUUGCUGCUCUUGAAAAUGGAUACACUUUGCGCAGGUCGAAUGAAACUGACUUCGAGCUGUACUUUUGUGGACGCAAGCAAUUUUUCAAGUCUAACUAUGCAGACCUAGAUUCCAACUCAGAUGACUUUGACCCUGCUUCCACCAAGAGCAAGUAUGACUCUCUGGAUUUUGAUAGUUUACUGAAAGAGGCUCAGAGAAGCUUGCGCAGGUAACAUGUUCCCUGGCUGAGGAUGACAGAGGGACGGUGAAUACCUCACGGGACAGCGCGUCCUUCCCUAACAGACUAUUGCAAGUCAUACUUAGGAAUUUCUCCUACUUUACACUCUGUACAAAAAUAAAACAAAACAACAAACAACAACAAAACAACAACAACAGCAACAAUGGUUUACAUGAACACAGCUGCUGAAGAGGCAAGACAGAAUGGAUAUCCAGUAAGCACAUGUUUAUUCAUGGGUGUCAGCUUUGCUUUCCCUGGAGUCUCUCGGUGAUGGUGUGUGUGUGUGCGCAUGUAUGUGUGUUUGUGUGUGCACGCACAUGCGUGCCUGGCUUGGGGGAAGUAUGUGUGUACGGUGGGGACUAGGGGCUCCUGACCAGAGUGUGCCAGGGCAAACCACUUCAAAUGGCAGCAGUUCCAAGAAGACACACGUAAAACCUAGGACUUCAAAAUGUUCAUAUUCUAUUCAAAAGGAAAAAAAAUGAAUAAAUUCAAAAGGAAAGAAAACUAACCAACCAACCACAAACCAUCGUAAAAUGACAGCCGCUGAUGCGUGGGCAUCAGCCUCCGUACUCUUGUUUUUUUAAGAAAGUACAAAAUCAACUUGAAGCGAGCAUUCUCUCAUAAUGUAAUGAUUAUAUGACAAUCCCGAGGAAACCACAGGUUCCGUAGAACUAAUAUCCUUUCUCUCUCUCUCUCUUUUCUUUUUUCCUUUUGCCAUGGAAUCUGGGUGGGAGAGGAUACUGCGGGCACCGGAAUGCUAUACUUUCCUAACAUUUUGAAGUUGCUGUCGUUCGUCCUUUAUCCUGACACCCAUGUAAAUGUCCAAAAUGUUGAUCUUCCACUGCAAAUUUCAAAAGCCUUGUCCAUGGUCAAGCGUGCGGCUUGGUCAAUGGUUCUUUCUGAGGAGCGAGCACGGUGUUACAUUAUGAAUGAGAGUUGGGUAGAACUCUCUGGGAUGUGUUCAGAUAGUGUAAUUGCUACAUUCUCCGAUGUAGUUAAGUAUUUACAGAUGUUAAAUGGAGUAUUUUUAUUUUGUGUACAUACUAUAAAAGAAUGUUCUUUUUUUGUUACAGCUAUGCACUGUAAAUGCAGCCUUCUUUUCAAAACUGCUAAAUUUUUCUUAAUCAAGAAUAUUCAAAUGUAAUUAUGAGGUAAAACAAUUAUUGUACACUAACCUAUUUAGAAGCUGAACUUACUGCUUAUAUAUAUUUGAUUGUACAAAAAAAAAGUGUGUGUGUCCGUUGAGUGCAGCAACAAAACGAUGCUUUAUGCACAUCCAUCCCUUCCUAGGUGAGCUUUGAUCUAAGCAUCUUGUCAAAAAAUAUCCUAGCCCCUUAAAGGUAUUAACCACUUCCGCGAUAUUUUUCCACAUUUUCUUGUUGCUUGUUUUUCUUUGAAGUUUUAUACACUGGAUUUGUUAGGGGAAUGAAAUUUUCUCAUCUAAAAUUUUUCUAGACGAUAUCAUGAUUUUAUGUAAAGUCUCAAUGGGUAACCAUUAAGAAAUGUUUUUAUUUUCUCUAUCAAUAGUAGUUUUGAAACUAGAGGUCAAAAAUCUUUUUAAAAUGCUGUUUCGUUUUAAUUUUUGUGAUUUUAAUUUGAUACAAAAUGCUGAGGUAAUAAUUACAGUAUGAUUUUUACAAUAAUUAAUGUGUGUCUGAAGACUAUCUUUGAAGCCAGUAUCUCUUUUCCCUUGGCAGAGUAUGAUGACGGUAUUUAUCUGUAUUUUUUACAGUUAUGCAUCCUGUAUGAAUACUGAUAUCUCAUUCCUUUGUUUACUAAAGAGACAUAUUUAUCAGUUGCAGAUAGCCUAUUUAUUAUAAAUUAUGAGAUGAUGAAAAUAAUAAAGCCAGUGGAAAUUUUCUACCUAGGGUGCAUGGCAGUCGUCAGGGUGGAGUUUCCGGGUUUCAUUUGGGUAACUCAGCUUCUGCAGAAGCAGUGUUUCUGCUUGCACUAGCAUGGCCUCUGGCGUGACCAUGAUCUUGUUCUUGAUGACAUUGCUUCUGCUAAAUUCAAUAAAAAACUUCCGAAAAACCUCCAUUUUGAGCAUCAGGAUUUCAUCUGAGUGUGGAGCCCCCGGAAUGGAAAAAAAAACCAAACAUUUGGAGUGUGUAUUCACGUUUCUAAAUUGAGAUCUGAUCACGGUUUGGCUGACGUGACUUUUCUGGAAGACAUGAUAGUCCUACUUUGUAACCCUUCUUUUCCCUCCUCUCGCCCAACACGGUCUCAUACGAUGGAUCUCACCCCCAGGCCAAUGCAGCUCCCUUUGAUAGCUGCAUUCAUUUAUCACCAGCAUACUGUGUUCUGAGUGAAUCCACUGUCUGUCCUGUCCGAUGCUUGCUUGAUUUUUGGGCUUCUUCUUUCUAAGUAGAUAGAAAGCAAUAAAAAUCCUAUGAAACAAACUUGUUCACAGGUUCUGCGUUACAGGAGUAACACAUCUUUAAUCCGCCUAAUUCUUGUUGUUCUGUAGGUUAAAUGCAGGUAUUUUAACUCUGUGUGAACGCCAAACUAAAGUUUACAGUCUUUCUUUCUGAAUUUUGAGUAUCUUCUGUUGUAGACUAAUAAUGAUAAAAAAGACUAUUAAGAGCAAUAAAUUAUUUUUAAGAAAUCAAUAUUUAGUAAAUCAUAUUAUGUGUUCAAGGACCAGAUGUGUUCUCUAUUUUGCCUUUAAAUUUUUGUGAUCCAAUUUUGAAUAUCUUCUCCUUUUUGCCCUGGAUUGUCGACAUGAGUAAAAAUACUUGGUUUCUUUUCUUACUUAUCAAAAGACAGCACUACAGAUUUCAUGUUGAGAAUUAAUUUAUUCCCCCUCUGGCCUGACAAAUAUUGUUACCAUAAAGAUCGUUUUUUUCCCCCCAUGGACUUCCAAUUGCAUCUAAAAUUAGUGAAAAGAGAGAAUCACUAAACCAUCUGAAUAGAGCUUUUAUAUCUUAUGCAGACACUGUGGGUAGCCCAUCAAAAUGUAAACUGUAUUCCUUUUAUUUUUAUUUUUUAAAUUUUUUGGAGAGAAUAUUUCAAAUGAACCCAUGCACCCCAUCAUGACGGGAAGCAAAUUUCAGCAUAGAUCUCUAGGGUUUUUAGAUGACCGUGGGCCAUUGCCUUCAUGCUGUGGUAAGUACCACAUCUACAAUUUUGGUAACCGAACUGGUGCUUUAGAAAUGUGGGUUGUUUUUUUUUUUU